CCGCCCUGCGCGCCGGCGCGGCCGCGGCCCGACGGGAUCUUUCGAGAAUUGCCGGUACCGCGCUCCCCCCUCAGCGCCGCCGCCAUGUCCGUGGUGGGCAUCGACCUGGGCUUCCAGAGCUGCUACGUGGCUGUGGCCCGCGCCGGCGGCAUCGAGACUGUCGCCAACGAGUACAGCGACCGCUGCACGCCAGCCUGUAUAUCCUUUGGGCCCAAGAAUCGCUCCAUUGGUGCUGCAGCUAAAAGCCAGGUUAUUUCAAAUGCAAAGAAUACAGUACAAAGUUUUAAAAGAUUUCAUGGUCGUGCAUUCUCAGAUCCCUUUGUUCAAGCUGAAAAAGAAAGCCUUGCCUAUGAACUUGUCCAGCUGCCAACAGGCUCAACUGGCAUCAAGGCCAUGUAUAUGGAAGAAGAAAGAAACUUUACAAUUGAGCAGGUGACAGGAAUGCUUCUGACCAAAUUAAAGGAGACUGCUGAGAAUGCGCUUAAGAAGCCUGUGGUUGACUGUGUUGUUUCUGUUCCUUGUUUCUACACAGAUGCAGAAAGGAGAUCUGUGAUGGAUGCUACCCAGAUUGCUGGUCUCAACUGUCUGAGACUAAUCAAUGAAACAACUGCAGUUGCACUUGCAUAUGGGAUCUAUAAGCAAGACCUGCCUGCCUUUGAAGAAAAGCCACGGAACGUUGUUUUUGUGGACAUGGGGCAUUCUGCAUAUCAAGUUUCUGUUUGUGCAUUCAACAAAGGCAAACUGAAAGUUCUUGCUACAGCGUUUGAUACAACCCUUGGAGGCAGGAAGUUUGAUGAGGUGUUGGUGGAAUACUUUUGUGAGGAGUUUGGGAAGAAAUACAAACUUGACAUCAAGUCCAAGAUCCGAGCACUGCUGAGGCUGUACCAGGAGUGUGAGAGGCUGAAGAAGCUGAUGAGUGCCAAUGCCUCUGACCUGCCCAUGAACAUAGAGUGCUUCAUGAAUGAUAUAGAUGUGUCUGGAACCAUGAACAGAAGCAAAUUUUUAGAGAUGUGUGAAGGACUUCUGGCAAGAGUGGAACCUCCCCUUCGCAGCGUGCUGGAGCAAGCCAGGUUGAAAAAGGAGGAUAUUCAUGCAGUAGAGAUAGUUGGUGGUACCACAAGAAUCCCUGCUGUCAAAGAGAAGAUCAGUAAAUUUUUUGGCAAAGAAGUCAGUACGACCCUGAAUGCGGAUGAGGCUGUGGCACGAGGCUGUGCACUGCAGUGUGCAAUUUUGUCCCCGGCUUUCAAAGUGAGAGAGUUUUCUAUCACAGAUUUGAUACCGUACCCCAUUUCUUUGCGAUGGAAUUCGCCAGAAGAAGCUCUGAGUGACUUUGAGGUCUUCCCCAAGAACCACCCUGCUCCCUUUUCCAAGGUCCUCACUUUCUACAGGAAGGAGCCCUUCACUCUGGAGGCCUACUACAGUUCCCCCAAGGAGCUGCCUUACCCAGACCCUGCUAUAGCUCACUUCUUGGUUCAGAAGGUCACUCCUCAAACAGAUGGAUCCAGUUCCAAAGUGAAAGUCAAAGUUAGAAUAAAUAUCCAUGGCAUCUUCAGUGUUUCAAGUGCAUCUCUGGUGGAGGUUCAUAAAUUUGAUGAGAACGAGGAGCCAAUGGAGACAGAUCAGCACGCGAAGGAGGAAGAGAAGAUGCAAGUAGACGAGGAGCAACAAAAGGCUGAAGAGCAACAGCAAACCCAGCCUGAAAAUAAGGCAGAGUCUGAAGAAAUGGAGACUUGCCAGGCUGACUCGAAGGACAAGAAAGUGGAUCAGCCACCUCAGGCCAAGAAGGCCAAAGUGAAGACGACCACAGUGGACCUUCCCAUCGAGAACCAGCUGGUGUGGCAGAUUGGGAAGGACAUGCUCAACUUGUUCAUUGAGAACGAGGGUAAGAUGAUAAUGCAGGAUAAGCUGGAGAAGGAGAGGAAUGAUGCCAAGAAUGCAGUGGAGGAGUAUGUGUACGAAAUGAGAGACAAACUCUGCAGUGUUUAUGAGAAAUUCGUCAGUGAGGAUGAUCGAAAUAGCUUCACACUGAAGCUAGAAGAUACAGAAAAUUGGCUUUAUGAAGAUGGUGAAGACCAGCCCAAACAAAUAUACAUUGAUAAACUGGCAGAACUGAAGACUCUGGGUCAGCCUAUUCAGGCAAGAUUCCAAGAAUCAGAGGAAAGACCAAAAGCAUUUGAGGACUUGGGGAAGCAAAUCCAGCAAUACAUGAAAGCUGUUCAUGCAUUCAAAGCAAAGGAUGAACUGUAUGAGCAUCUUGAUGAAGCAGACGUGGCAAAGGUGGAGAAGAGCACCAAUGAAGCCAUGGAGUGGAUGAACAACAACCUCAACCUGCAGAACAAGAGAAGUCUUACUUUGGACCCAGUUAUAAAAGCAAAAGACAUACAGUCGAAAGCAAAAGAGUUGGCAAGUAUUUGUAACCCCAUAGUGAACAAACCCAAACCCAAGGUGGAGCUGCCGAAGGAGGAGCAGAAGCCGACGGAAGCCAACGGACCAUUGGACGGGCAGGGGGACACCGGGAGCGGGACCCAGCCCCCCGAGCAGGGCUCUGCCCCCACAGCCACCGACAAGAAGCUUCCAGAAAUGGACAUUGACUGAAUUUCAGCACUUGUUUAUAUUAUUGCAAACUACAAUAAAGCUUUAAGUUGUCGACUUUGUACGUUCUGAAUACAAACUGAAGCAAGUGAAUCCCACAGCACUCUUGGUAACUCUUGGAGAGGUUUGGGCAGGGCAGCAGGUCAGAACACGGAGGUGGCGAAGGACUCGCUCAGCUCAGCAGUGUUCGCCUUUAUUGAUUGUAUCUAGAAGUUUUGGUAGUCUAACUAGACAUCUAGGAACAGCCAUAAGCUGCUUCUCCAUUUCUAAUGUCCAGGCUGAGUCAGUUCUCCCUUGAAGGAGGGAGACAGCAACUUCUGAAGUCUGAUGUGCACCCUGCUCUUCCCAUUCCCUGUGGGUUGCAGCACUGGCACUGCAGGGAGGGCAGGGGAGAGCCAAGGCAGAGUCUUCCAUUGCUCUUGGUUUAGUGUGAAUGCCUGCUCUGGACUCACUCUGAUUUGCACUGGAACAGUUGAUGGUUACAGGAGGUUUGCAGAGCAGGGGGUGGCUCAUCAGCACCUUUAUUCUUUAGCCCAGGCUGCAGAUCAGACUCAGAAUGUGCUCCUGGACAGGGGAGUGGGUUUCUCACAAACUCCCCAGCUAAUUAGGCCCUGUAAACUCCUUGUCUUUAGUUAAAUUAGCUGCUUGUAGAAAGAGUGAAUACUUGUAUUUCAGCUGCCUAUGCUGAUAGUUGAUUCUGACUUGUUCCUAACUUUUUCUGGCAGGGGUAUGCUUGCUUCCAUGAGGCCUUCAUUUGGAAUGCUUGGUUUUUUGUUUUGGUUUUUUUUUUCCAGGAAAACCAAGAACUGAUGGAUAUGUUGGUUUGUUUUGUUUGUUUUUUUUUUUUUAUGAGCUUUAUACAAUGAAUUGCUUCUAGUACUGAUUGUCAUUAAACUUGCAAAAAUUAAUUUGUAUGUGUUAAAAUCCAAAGCUGAAAAACACCCAUUCAGUUAUUGCAAGAAAUAAAUGCACUGGAUUCUACUGGA
Messenger RNA from Lonchura striata (white-rumped munia), 3578 nucleotides. RefSeq names its product heat shock protein family A (Hsp70) member 4 (gene HSPA4). Gene Ontology annotation, molecular function: ATP binding; ATP-dependent protein folding chaperone. Gene Ontology annotation, cellular component: cytosol; nucleus. The record is from RefSeq and is a predicted model, not a curated record. Gene Ontology annotation, biological process: protein folding. Lineage: Eukaryota; Metazoa; Chordata; Aves; Passeriformes; Estrildidae.